Messenger RNA from Lodderomyces pseudojiufengensis, 2661 nucleotides. RefSeq lists its product as uncharacterized. The record is from RefSeq and is a predicted model, not a curated record. The coding region runs from base 1 to 2661 and encodes 886 amino acids. NCBI's taxonomy places the organism in Eukaryota, Fungi, Ascomycota, Pichiomycetes, Serinales, Debaryomycetaceae. Gene Ontology annotation, molecular function: DNA binding. The transcript has a single exon.
AUGAUAAUCCUUGAAGGAUUUAGUCCCAAUGCACCAAAAGAUACCACUAUUUUAUCACGAAACAUUGAAAAAUGUACAAAUAUUGAUUUGCUAAGAAAAUUUGUUAAAAAUGAUAUUAGCUGCCUUAGUGAAUUAAAAUAUGACGACAAGUCAAAAACAAAUUUAACAAUAGCAAAAUUAAGAGGAAUUCAAGAUAUUGAUGUAAUUGGAGAUAAAAAAGCCUGUAUUUGUAUUAGAAAAGAUUCAAACGUGAAGAUUUUGAAAGAUUUAAAUGUAUAUUCCUUAAGAAAUCUGAUUGGUGAAAUUAAAAAGCCCAAAUUAAGUUCAAUAGUUUUCGAUCCAAGCAUUUUACUCGAAUGUUGCCAAAACUCAGUUGAUGCAGGAGGUUUUUUCAAUGCAGAAAUUUUUUUAUCACGAACAUCUGCAGCAAUUAUCGAAUUUGAUAAAAGUGAAGUAUUAAUUGUUAAUACCUAUGCACCCAAUACUAAUAUCAGGGAUAGAAAUGAUAAGACUCAAUAUCAUUAUUUUAAAGAUUUAAUUACUUUUUUAAGCAAGUUUGAUAAGGAAAUCUGGUUAUUUGGAGAUCGUAAUGUUUUACCAAGUGUUAAAAAUGCUAUGAUCAAUAAUUUUCAAAUAUGUGAUCAGGAAAUGGAUGUCAUUAAAUUAAUGGACACAUUCAACAAAGAUAAAAAACUAAUUGAAGUCAUUAAGUUAUUAUGUCCUGAUGGAAUAAUUAUCACGAAUCACAAUUAUGUAAAUUGUCGCAGAAUAGACGCAGCUUAUGUUCCAGUUAGUAGAAGCGGUCAAGUUACAAAACUUGAAGUAAUUAGAAGUCCUAGAUAUGGGACUCAUGAAUCUAUUAUUUUACAUUUAGGUGAAAAGGUAGUUCAUUAUAAUGAUGAAGAGUUAUCAAAAAUUCAAUUGAUGAAUAAACUGGUAGUUGAUCAUACCAAAGUGGUAGAAAUCAGCUGUUCAUGCAGACAUUAUACUGGUCAAGUUUUAAAGGAUGUAUCUUCAGACUUAGUCGUUAGAUCUGGUUCAAAGGUGUUUGAGAUUCCAGAGGAUUUAGUUAAUACCAAUGUCGUUCCAGAUGGGUUGGGCUAUUGUUACGGCUUAGGUAUACAUUAUGCCUUUUUUGAUAUAGUUGUAAUUCAAAGUAAUGCUUUUCAAUCUAACUAUAUUAAUGAUCUUGAUGCUGACCAAAGAAAGGAAAAUCCAAACGGAAUUGGUACAAUUAGAGUAAUCAAGUUUUUAGAAACUGAUUUAAUAGGUAUUACUUCAAUGAUGAAAGUAAGAUUUAGAUCACAGGGAACUAGACAGGAGCAUUAUUUCAAUACCAAGGCCGAAUUUAUAAAUGAUGGUGUAGAAUCAGCACUUCGUGGAAUGUACGUUCCAGCCGCAAAAGCUUAUAAUUUAGUGAUUCAAUUUGGUUUAAAUGACUACUUUGUCAAUCUCAAUAGAAUUUUUGGUUUAUCGGAAUUUAAUUAUCCUGCUAAUGGAAAUGAGCAGAAAAAUGAUCCAGUGUUAGAUGUUUACGGCAAUGAUAUUAGAUUUUAUCUUAAUGAUAUCGAUUUCAUUACAGUAUUGAUUGAUAGAGAAAUGAUUGCAAUCGAUCCCUUAUUAAACGCCUUAGGUUUGGAUACAGAUGCUGCUUCACGUAUCAUCAGACAUAAUAUAACUAAUUUAGAACUUGAAGAUAUUAAAACGGGUAUUUUCGAAUACUUCAUGCCUAUGAAAUAUAUAAUGGAUCUUAUAAGUAAUGCUUUUAAUAGAACCACUGAACAAGUAGCUAAAGAUAUAGAAAAAUUGUAUCCAUUGACAAGAACAGAUUUUUCAGGUGAAUUUUCUGCAGGUUUCAAAAAUUGCUGUUUGGAUAUAGUAAAUUCAUAUGGCAAUAGGGAAAUAAGUGAAGAUGAGCAAAAUGAAUUCAUUUAUUUUCAAGAGCUCAUUAUAUUUAGAUCUGUCGCUCGAACUAAAGAAAACUAUAUUUGUCUUAUGGAUUUGGUUAAAUGGAAAAACAAAAACCUAUUAUUAGCAUCAAAUGGUGGUACGGCUGCUAGUAGAAAUAAGGCAUUUUUAGAUAGAAACAAGAUGGAUGUCUAUAAUUACAAGAACAGGUUCGUUUUUGAUCAUACCAAAAAUUUAAAAAUACAUCAAUGUAGAGGAUAUCAUGGCUAUACACAAAGUGUUGUUUUUAUUCCCCUCAUGGAAGCCAAGCAAGUGGCUAAAAGAUGGGGCUUGACUACUGAAUUAGGUCCAAUUCUUCAUACUAAUUUAUUGGAAAUGCAAUUCAUUCAAGAAUUAACUGCCGACUACGACUAUAAUGAAGAACUUGAUAUCGAUGUUACAUUCUCAGGACAUGGACUUCCAGAAAAUUAUUAUAAGUCUAACAACGUAGCAAGAAAUAUAAUAUCAGGUGCCAUACAUUUAUCGUCGGUAAUUCUGGCAGGUGAUUUGCUAAUCAGCAGCAGAAUUAGAGCUUAUUGUAACAAAGUGCCUGCUGUGGAAAUUAAAAAUAGAAUGGUCAUGGUUACUUUAGAAAGAGCUAGAUAUUAUGCAAACUACUUCAGAGUUCCACCAGCCGCCGUGUAUCCUGCUUUACUUGAUUUCAAGAAGUACAAGAAAAUUUUCAAUGAAAAUAAAGAAAACAUAAGAUACUAA